AUGGGUAUCGACUUGAACUCCCACCACGUGCGGAAUUCGCACCGCAAAGCGGCGAAGAGCGACAAUGUCUACGUUAAGCUGCUCGUGAAGCUUUAUCGUUUCCUUGCCCGCCGAACGGACUCCUCCUUCAACCGAGUUGUCCUCCGCAGACUCUUUAUGUCCCGCAUCAACCGUCCUCCGAUGUCCCUGUCCAGGAUUGUGAAGGUCGCUGCCAACGCCGAGACUGGCAAGGCGCAUGAGGGGAAGACCGUCGUCAUCAUCGGUACCGUCACCGACGACGACCGUCUCCUAGAGCUUCCCAAGCUCACCGUUGCCGCCCUCCGAUUCACCGCUACUGCCCGCGCACGAAUCGUCAAGGCUGGCGGCGAAUGCCUGACCAUCGAUGAGCUCGCCACGCGAUCUCCCACCGGCGCAAACACCCUGUUGUUGAGAGGACCCAAGAACGCUCGGGAGGCUUUCAAGCACUUUGGUUUCGGCCCGCACACCAACAAGAAACCCUACGUCGAGAGCAAGGGAAGGAAAUUCGAGCGCGCCCGUGGCCGCAGACGAUCGAGGGGAUUCAAGGUCUAA
This is a messenger RNA of Eremomyces bilateralis CBS 781.70, 570 nucleotides long. Its product is annotated as 60S ribosomal protein-like protein L18. Gene Ontology annotation, cellular component: ribosome; cytosolic large ribosomal subunit. The transcript has 4 exons. Gene Ontology annotation, biological process: translation. Gene Ontology annotation, molecular function: structural constituent of ribosome; RNA binding. Lineage: Eukaryota; Fungi; Ascomycota; Dothideomycetes; Eremomycetales; Eremomycetaceae. The coding region runs from base 1 to 570 and encodes 189 amino acids. The record is from RefSeq and is a predicted model, not a curated record.